AUGUCGUUGAACCGCAAACCAUUCACGUCGAUCUCGGUAUCGGAGAGUUUAUCGGCAGACUUGAUGAAUUCGAACUCGAGGUCGUCUGUAGUGUCUCUUUCUUUGCUUGCAACCAAAAUCAGACCUUUGGAGCGAACAGACUUGAUCAGGUCCGGACAGAUCGAGAGUAUCCCGUUCGGGAUGAUCAGGCCCAGCAGGUUGUUGGUGGUUGCAAAAUUGAUUGCCAGCUUGAUCGAGCGCGUCAACUGA
This is a messenger RNA of Ogataea philodendri, 249 nucleotides long. RefSeq lists its product as uncharacterized. Lineage: Eukaryota; Fungi; Ascomycota; Pichiomycetes; Pichiales; Pichiaceae. The coding region runs from base 1 to 249 and encodes 82 amino acids. The record is from RefSeq and is a predicted model, not a curated record. The transcript has a single exon.